Messenger RNA from Protopterus annectens (West African lungfish), 1694 nucleotides. RefSeq names its product cell adhesion molecule 4-like. Gene Ontology annotation, molecular function: integrin binding. Bases 353 to 1459 code for a protein of 368 amino acids. The record is from RefSeq and is a predicted model, not a curated record. Lineage: Eukaryota; Metazoa; Chordata; Ceratodontiformes; Protopteridae. The transcript is spliced from 6 exons. Gene Ontology annotation, biological process: cell adhesion.
AUGCAUAUCCCUUAUAAUGAUAUGCACAAUACAGAAGUAUUCAUACUUAAUACUAAGUUUUCCAGUUAAGUGAGUUUGCAUCAAGGUCUUAAGAACAGCACCAUGAGUCCAGAGAAAUGACUACGGUACAUUUCGUCCCUAACGUACUACUCUAAAGUCAUAAAAACAGUUAAACAGGAAGAAGCAGGCAUUGCCUUAAUUAUUCAGACUAUUGUUUCAAAAGAAAGGAAAAAAAACAAUCACCAGACAUAACUGUUACAGGAAUUACAGCAGUGGUCGAGUGCAUGGAAUUCUAGAGAGGAAGGGGCAGCAUUUUCGGACUCAUUUCUCGAUAUAUAACUCUGAGGACUAUAUGUUACUGUCUCUGGAUCUGUACAUUUGUUCCAGAAUAACUCUGCCGAAUUACAUCAUAGAUCACUUUUCUUGGGACCACACUGGACAGAAUAACCUAACGCCAGUAAUGCCACUUUCAGGUUUUAAGAAGGAAUUACUAAGGGUACUUUUGUACCUGUCUUGUUGCACUCUGCAUUACGCUGUUGGUCAGGAUAACCUUCUUGUGUUUGAACCAAAAGUCCCAGUUGUGAAGUAUGGAGAGCCACUGACAUUAGUGUGCAAAACGAGCUGCACCAAUAUUACAUUACUGGCAUGGGAAACCUCACUUGAUAGUAAUAAAACUACAGAGAAAAACAAGACUACGCUGCAUAUUUACAAUGUUACACAGUUUAACAAAGCUCCAAGGUGUGUUAUCAACUGUAAUGUAAAUACCGAACCAAUCCAACAAAGUCCGAAAAUUGAAAUCUUUGUUUACAAACUUUCAGCUCCAGUACUUACAAUGAAAUCAAAAGCAUUUGCUGGUGACAAUGUCUUGAUUACUUGCAAAGUAUCAGAUUCACAGCCAUCUGUCACCUUAAGACUAAAAAGCGGGAAUAAAGUUCAUGACAAGAAAGAAAACAUUACCAGUGGUAUAAUUGAACAUACAUUUAUCGCUAGCAGUAAGCAUAAUGGAAUGAAGUUUACCUGUGAAGCUGAGAUGAAAGUGCCAGGAAACACCAUAACAGAGUUGAACAGCACCAUCUUUAAUGUUUUCUAUGCCCCUAUCACAGAAGUUCAUGUGCAUCCUGAAAAUAUCAGUCAAGGAGAUAAUGUCACCAUAGACUGCACAGCUGACAGUAAUCCUCCUGCCAUCUAUAACUGGACCUACCCACUGUGCCCUAAUGCACAUAUUUUCGAAAAUAGUUCAGGGAUCCAAAUUAGUAAAAUUGACUCCACUAAUAAUGGAAACUACACAUGCAGAGUGAGCAAUCAGCAUGGUGAAGCAAUAUGUGUAAAAGAGAUUCAGCUUCAGGAUGAAGAGAAAGGUAGGGGAGGUACAAAUGUAGCAGUGAUCAUGGUGGUGGUGGCCCUGGUGAUUGUUGUUGCUGCUAUUCUUUCUGUUGCAUACUGUAAAAAAAGGACUUGAAAUGUCAAAGUGAAUGAAACUCAGCUACAAAGAGACAUACAGGCCAGUUUCUCAACAGACUUCAUUUAACUCCUAUAAGAAAACAAGACUUUUCUAUCUGUGACCUGUUACAACUUCUUUACAGCAAGAACUGUCAAAACAACCCUUCUUUUCAUAUAUUACAAUACAAGCUAAGAAUAUAAAAAACUCAAACCAGUAUCCUGAAUGCAAUAAACUACAAAUAGAUGAAACUUAA